Fusarium coffeatum is the source of this 1977-nucleotide messenger RNA. RefSeq lists its product as uncharacterized. NCBI's taxonomy places the organism in Eukaryota, Fungi, Ascomycota, Sordariomycetes, Hypocreales, Nectriaceae. Gene Ontology annotation, molecular function: DNA binding; zinc ion binding. The transcript has 6 exons. The record is from RefSeq and is a predicted model, not a curated record. Gene Ontology annotation, biological process: DNA-templated transcription. The coding region runs from base 1 to 1977 and encodes 658 amino acids.
AUGGGAGCACCACUUGCUGACUCGAACAUACUGACUCGGCCUAGUGCGACGGAAGUCAGCCGCGGUGUAGCGCCUGCGGCGAUCGACAGCAAGACUGUGAAUAUUCUCAAGCUGAAAGCAACAGGAAGUGGACGCCACAGCAAUGCAUACAUCCUCGCUUUGGAAGCCCGAGUCCAAACUUUGGAGAAGCAACUGGCCGAGCAGGGCAGCAGACAUCCCGAGUCACCACCAGACUCUGUUAAGAAUGAUUCAGUCAUCCAAGAAGAUGUAGCCAUUCAAGAAGAAACAGUCUCUGUGGUAACGAACCCACCCGUUCCCGAACCUAUCGAGCCGCCCGGGGACGAUGUGGAUGAACUGGCAAAUGCACUUGGAUGUUUCACCCUGGGAGACACCGGCGAGUUGCGCUACUUCGGCGAAUCCAGUAACUUCUCCAUCAUGCAAAACCAGGCCAUCAAAGUCCCUUCAUCGGUCCAAGCUAGAAUGCGAGGUAUCGAAGCAGCUCGGGCAAUGCCUGGCUUCUUUGAACCCUCGGAUGAGCUCCGAGAUCAUCUCCUCGCACUAUACUGGAAGUGGCAGAACUGCUGGCAGUAUAUCGUCCCAAGAGAACUCUUCGUCCGAGACCUCUACGUGGAUAAAGCUGAGCGAUACUGCACUCCACUGCUUCUUUAUACCAUUUUGGCCUUUGCUUCGAGGUACUCAACGAGGCCCGAAUUGAGAAGUGACCCAAAUGAUGCAAACACCGCAGGAGAGGCGUUUGCUGCCCAAGCUAGGACCAUCCUGCAUCAUGAGUACGAAGCUCCGACCUAUACGACGGUUCAGGCUGCAGGUUUACUCGGCCUGUACUGGGCUUCCAUCGACAACGAAGGUCUUGGGUUCAUCUACAUUGGAAUGGCUACGCGAAUGGCCAUGAAUCUAGGACUCCAUUGCGAUUGUUCAUCAUAUGAGGCCAAUGGUUUCAUCACCAAAGGUGAUGUCGAAGCGAGGAACGUCACCUUCUGGGGUAUAUACGUUCUAGACAAACUCUUUUGCAUUGGAAUGGGAAGACCCGCCAGUAUCCAGGAAUACAACAUCAUGACGACCAAGCCACAUGGACAGACGCCAUGGAGUCCUUUAUUGACGGACUUUCAGGUGCAGAUUUCAAGUCCCCACCUCAGCCCUCAUAUCACAGAGAACGCAGGGUAUCUCUGCGAAAUCCUAACGGUCACGGCCGAAGUUAUCGACCAGCUAUAUGCUCAGCGAUAUGCAUGGAUAGGCAAAGAGAGAGAAGAGCGCGUCAUGAAAGCCCACCUGGACGCUGUAGCGCUCCAUGAUCGGCUACCCAAGAGCUUCAAGAUCUCACCUUCUAGCCUACAGGUCUCUCCUCCCUAUGUAUAUCAACUCCAUUUGCAGUAUCAUCACACGAUACUACUGCUUCAUAGGCCGUUCUUUCAACUUCUCAACCCUGGCAAGAAGGGAGGAAUCCCGUAUGAUCCCCUUGGUGGUGAUAUUCACUCCAAGUCGGUCAAAGACUCAGCAGUCAGAACGGCAAGAAUCUUGCAAAUCUUCAGGAAGAACUACACGAAUCGAUGUAUUCCCAUCUCAGCCGUUCACCCAACCUUCACAGCAUCAAUCAUCCUUCUGCUCCACAUGAAAGCCGAAGGAGACCUUGGGAGAAGCGAAGCCUUGAGAUGUCUCAACAUCUGCAUCACGUCGCUGUAUGAGAUGAACCUCAUGUGGAAUUGGGCUAACCGGUCCAUCCGCGCCAUUCGAUCACUCGCUGCUGAGUGGCAGAUUGACAUCUGGGCUCAUGGCCUGGCGCAGGAAAUCACCGAGGAGUGUCGUUUGCAGUUUGAGAGAUAUGAGAUGGAUGACCUGCCUAUUCUUCCUCAGCCUCAGGAUGAUUUGGGACUGACACAAGGAAUUUCGCUGGAUGACAUUUUUGAGUCGUGGGCUUAUGAGCAAGCUUUUGGAGACAGUUCUUUUGACUUCUUUCAGUAA